Molecule: messenger RNA, 1141 nt
Organism: Dinoponera quadriceps
Lineage: Eukaryota; Metazoa; Arthropoda; Insecta; Hymenoptera; Formicidae
Product: N-acetyltransferase 10-like
Exons: 5
Coding region: 552-1115 (187 amino acids)
Biological process (GO): rRNA acetylation involved in maturation of SSU-rRNA
Cellular component (GO): 90S preribosome; nucleolus
Molecular function (GO): 18S rRNA cytidine N-acetyltransferase activity; tRNA binding
Source: RefSeq, a predicted model, not a curated record
GAAUCAGACGGUUAUAUUAAUCACCAACGACUAAAAUUCACUUCGGUUACCUUAAAGGUAACAGAAGUGCGGUUCGCGGCAGUGUGAUUUUAAAGUUAAAAAGAAGGAAUUCUGAGUAAAUUUUAUUAAAAUGGUCCGUAAAAAGAUAGAUAAUCGCAUACGAGUUUUAAUAGAAAAUGGCAUUGUUAUGGAACACAGAACAAUGUUUGUUGUCAUCGGUGAAAAGACAAGAGAUCAAGUAUCUCAUUGAAUCUUCUAAAUUGCACGUGUGAAAUGUUACACGUGAAAAACAUGCCUGCGAAGUGGUAUUGUUGCAUCAUAUGUUAUCCAAGACUGUAGUAAAGUCUAGGCCUUCUGUGCUGUGGUGCUAUAGAAAGGAUCUAGGUUUUAGCAGCCAUAGGAAGAAACGCAUGAAGACUUUACAAAAAUAGAUUAAGUCGGGUAAAUUGGAUGUUAAUGAGGAUGACCCAUUUGAACUCUUUGUGGUUUCAACCAAUAUUCGUUAUUGUUACUAUAAUGAAACACAUAAAAUAUUAGGUAACACAUAUGGCAUGUGUAUAUUACAGGAUUUUGAAGCAAUUACGCCAAAUUUAUUAGCGCGUACUAUUGAAACAGUAGAAGAUGGUGGAAUAAUUGUAUUUUUGUUACAAUCUAUGAACUCUUUAAAACAAUUAUAUACAAUGAACAUGGAUGUCCAUCAGAGGUUUCGUACAGAAGCUCAGCAAAAUAUAGUAUGCCGAUUUAACGAGAGGUUUUUGUUGUCAUUAGCUUCUUGUAAUCGUUGUUUAGUUAUUGAUCAUCAUCUAAAUGUAUUGCCUAUAUCUUCUCAUAAUCUAAAAAUUGAACCUGCGCAUAAGUCUACUAUACUGGAGGAGCAAUCGAAUUUGGAUUCUUUAAAGGAAAGUUUAAAGGACACUCAGCCUGUAUCUGCAAUAAUCAAUUGUUGUAAAACGAUUGAUCAGGCGAAAGCAGUUUUGAAGUUUAUCGAAUGUAUCUCAGAGAAAACAUUACGGUCUACCGUAUCACUAACUGCAGCUAGAGGACGAGGAAAAUCAGCUGCGUUUAUGGCAGGUGGGGUAGGAUUUGCCAGUUCAUUCCUUCUAAGUACUUCUUGACUGAUUGAGCAACAUGCAACUUGGCG